CGAAAGUUCUCUGCUCCCCGCCAUGGCUCGAUGGCCUUUGCGCCCAAGAAGCGCAGCAAGCGUCAUCGUGGCAAGGUAAAGGCUUUCCCGAAGGAUGACCAGUCCAAGCCCAUCCACCUGACCGCUUUUGUGGCCUACAAAGCCGGCAUGACCCAUAUCGUUCGCGAAGUCGACAAGCCCGGCUCCAAGAUCAACAAGAAGGAGGUCGUCGAAGCGGUGACCAUCCUGGAGACGCCGCCGAUAGUCAUUGUCGGCGUGGUCGGCUACAUCGAGACUCCCAAGGGUCUGCGCCCCUUCAAGACCGUCUGGGCUGAGCACCUGAGCGAGGAGUGCCGCCGCCGCUUCUACAAGAACUGGUACAAGUCGAAGAAGAAGGCCUUCUCCAAGUACGCCAAGAAGUGGGCUGAUCCUCUUGGCAAGCGAGAGAUCGACAUGGAUCUGGCUCGCAUCAAGAAGUACUGCACCGUUGUGCGUGUGAUUGCUCACACCCAGAUGCGCCUGAUGAAGAAACGCCAAAAGAAAUCCCACAUCAUGGAGAUCCAGGUGAACGGUGGCACGGUCUCCCAGAAGGUCGACUGGGCCCGCGCCCACUUUGAGAAGCCCGUCUCCAUCGAGAGCGUCUUUGCCCAGGACGAGAUGAUCGACGUGAUCGGUGUCACCAAGGGCAAAGGCUUCAAGGGCGUAACGAGUCGCUGGCACACGAAAAAACUUCCCAGGAAAACUCACAAGGGCUUGCGCAAAGUCGCGUGUAUUGGUGCUUGGCAUCCCAGUCGAGUGCAGUUCACUGUGGCUCGUGCCGGUCAGAAGGGCUACCACCACCGAACGGAGAUCAACAAGAAGAUCUACAAGAUUGGCAAGGGCGGUAAGGACGCCAAGAACAACGGCUCCACCGAGUACGACUUGACCGAGAAGAACAUCACUCCCAUGGGUGGCUUCCCCCACUAUGGAACGGUCAACUGCGACUACUUGAUGCUCAAGGGCUGCACUGCCGGUCCCAAGAAGCGUGUCCUCACUCUCCGAAAGUCCCUGCUCGUGCAAACCAAGCGUUCCGCUUUGGAAAAGAUCAACCUCAAGUUCAUCGACACUUCCUCGAAGUUCGGUCACGGCAAGUUCCAGACCAUCAACGAGAAGCGAGCUUUCAUGGGCCCUCUCAAGAAGGAUCGACUCGCUGCCGAGGCCAAGACCACUGCUGCUGUUUAA
Rhagoletis zephyria (snowberry fruit fly) is the source of this 1200-nucleotide messenger RNA. The record is from RefSeq and is a predicted model, not a curated record. Lineage: Eukaryota; Metazoa; Arthropoda; Insecta; Diptera; Tephritidae.